AACCCACGUUUACUACGUUACGAGACAGGCGAGUGAAUGGGUCGUGAGACGAGGUUAUAGUUGGUUCGAAGCGCUAACACAGGGCAACGGCGCCGUGGCAGAGUGGCGCGAAGUGAGCCGCGAUCAAGGGCCGGCCGCGUGAGUCAGUCGCGCCGAGUGAGCACCGUGAGCAGCGCCCGAGCGCCAGUCGCCAGUGUUACUCUGAACGCCGAGCCAUUCGCGCACACCCGUCACUCAGUACGCUUUCUCCACACGGCAGCGUGCUCAAGGCAGAGCUGUUUCGACACGGCACUCGGUUGCGAAAGUGUGCGCGAUGAUAUACAAGUGAGAGCCGACAUCGGACGCCAGGGUAACGCUCAUCGCACACGGUGAGCCAGUUUGUUCGACGAGAGACAUUCGAAACUCGCCAGCUGUGAGGGACGGGGGGCGCGCGACGCCGUCGGGUCGUACACGCGGGACCAACCUUUAACACAUACUUACUUACUCCGAGAGAAGCAACGGAAACCAAUUUUUAAUGUGUCAAGUCAGUAUAGCUUAUUGCUGCUACGUCAGAUCGCUGAACGCCUCGAGCAAGAACUACAAGGUUAUGCAAAUGAGUUCUGAACGCUUCUAUACCAGGAAUAAUCAAAAGACCAUUCAUAACUUCAAUAAACUUUAACGUUUACGUUGUACCUUACGGUGUAUAAGUGCUUAUCUAUCGUUUCUCUACCUUAAAUUAUCUUUCGGUGUCGCGUUCGCUAAUUGCUAAUUACUGUGGAAGUCGAGUGAUAAGGAGUGUUGACUGAACGAGCAUUCGUCGUACGGAAAUCAGAGCUGUUGUAUCCAGCGACGACAAUGGCGGCCCAGCAGGAGGAGAGCCUGCUCUCGCGAUGCGAAAUCCCCAUCAUCGACCUGGCGCAUAUAGGUACGGAUGUGUGCCCCAUGAAAUCAGUGCUGAGACGCAUUGGACAGCAGCUGUUCACUGCACUCAGCACCAAGGGACUGGCGGUGCUCGUCAACCACGGUAUCGCUGAUGAAAAGUUAAAAGCAGUGUAUGCGGACCUGGACAACUUCUGUGCUCUGCCAGAAGGUUGCCAGGCGCAGUAUCUUCGCAACCCGGUGAGCAACCAUGGGUACGUGCGCCCAGGCAUGGAGCAGUUUGACACUACUAAGAAGGAGUUACGUCACUCAUUCAACAUUACCACGCUGUCCGCGUCAUCGAUGCCUGCGCAAGAGGAGGUGCCAGAGUUCACGAAACAUGCCAUCCCUCUCGCACAGGACCUCACCAACCUCUCGCGUGUUGUGCUGCAGCCCUCGCCUAUGCUAUCGGUGUCCCACCGACUUCGUUGCUGGCGUGUCACUCAGGUAUGCUGAUGGCGGAAGGUCGCAACCCUUCAACGAUGCGGUUGUUGUACUACCCACCAGUGCCGCCUGAAGACGUGGGCCCAUGUUGCCAAACCGACGCAGUGCAUUACACGCGUUGUGGCGCACACGCAGACUACGGUACUUUCACUCUAUUGGCCCAGGAUUCUGAAGGCGGACUCGAGGUGAAAUUGAAUGGCAGUGACAAAUGGGAGAAAGUGGGUCAUCUCCCUGGAGCAAUCCUCGUUCAGUCAGGAGAGUUCCUUGCCGCUUGGACUACUAAUCUUCUCCCAGCACUUGUAAGUGCACCGCGUGGUAGUACCCACGGGAGCGUACGCGCGCGCUCGCGGCCGUCACUGCGUGGCUUCUUCUGCCACCCAGACAACGACGCCGUGCUGCCGCCGCUGCCAUUACGCGCCGUGGCCGCCCCCGCGCCCCCCUCCUUCACCCCGCACCCCCACCUCACGCUGCACCACCGUCUCCUCAACGCGGCUCACCAUCUCCAGAAACGUUUUCGCGAAACGUACGCGUGACUAGCGCACAGCGGUGGCGACAAGCAACCCGUCUACAAAACGCAGCUUGCACGCCGCCACACCGCACCCUAACUUGCCGUGGUUAUGCAAUAUUUUCUAUCCCGAAAUUAAUAGUACAUUAAUCCUACAAUCAAGUUAUAAGUGUGUGAUUUGACAUCUCAAAAGAAAACUUUACUGACUGGCUAAUUAUAAACAAGAAUGUGUUUGGCAAUUAACGUGUGGAGGGAUUAAUAUUAUUAAUAUCGGGUGUUAUUAGAAAUCUUUGAUAUUACGCACAAUGCACUUACUCGUAUUGCACAGUGAAUCGUGACGAAUUGGACAUUAAGUCAUGAUUCCUCUUGCUAUUUUCGGUAAACAUGGCGUAAACUUUGGUGACAUGGAAGUGUAAUUAGGAAUUGAAUCGGCUCUAAGUUUGUAAUUUUACUAUAUUUUUUAUAUUUGUAUCUGCGAUUAGCAAAAGUUUUACAAAAAAAUAUGCGACUGAUACUCUUAUAAAUCGUGUAGACAUUAAAAGACCGUGGUAAAAUGUACUUAGUAGAGGCACUUAAUUAUAUUGAAACUAUCGUAAGGAUGCAAAAACUGAGGACAAUAGAACAAUAGGAUUGAAGUGCACAUUUCUCUCAUUGCGCUGCUUAUUAGCAUUUGAAUAAAGACCGAGCUCCCACGGAACUUGACUUCUCUGUUACAUUCUAACUGUAACUUCUGUACAUCUAAAAACAAACAAAUCUAUUCUCUUUACACUUUACAUGUUUACAUUAUUGUAUUAUUAUGAUUAGUUUCAAAAUAAUAUAAGAAGUCACAAAAACUACUUCAAACCUUGUAAAAAGUACUUAAUUUGUAACAAACCCUGGUUUAAGCAGAUUGCAAUUUUUAUCACAAUUUCUAUAUUUAAAAAGUCCUAGUUAGGAGUGUUGAAUUCCUUCAAUGUGUUAUGAAAUAGAUAAGUCGUAAGCACUAAAGUCUAGCAUUUAUUUUGAAAAUGUUUUUGAGCGACUCAACAUUUUACAUAAAUAAAUAAGAAGACUUAAUUGAUUCAUUCCCGGAAUUAAAGCAUUUUGUCAUUUUCAUCUAGAGAAUCUUAUUCAUAUAGACCUUAUCGCCAGAUUUUACUUGCUAGCUUAUUUUAUAAAUAUUCAUUUAUUCUUAGCAAUUAGCGACGUGAAGUCAAUUUAUAUAGUAUUCUGCUUACCUAUAUUCAUAUAUCAUACUUCGUGAUCGUGUUCUUGCUAUAGCAUUUUAUACCUAGUUAAGUAUGAAAUAUAGUUUCAUUUUCUAUUUAUUAUACACUGUCCAUUUUCACGACUACUUAUUGUAUUUAUUAAGUAAUUCGUGUGAUAACUUUGUAGCUCAAUUUUAUAUCUGUACUUAAGUAUACGAUAAUGUGUUCGAACAUCGAAACUGUGAGGGAUUGUGUGAGACAUGUAUUUACUGCCACACCCAGAGACAUAUGAUAAUU
This is a messenger RNA of Spodoptera littoralis (African cotton leafworm), 3330 nucleotides long. The record is from the annotation of a GenBank genome assembly. Lineage: Eukaryota; Metazoa; Arthropoda; Insecta; Lepidoptera; Noctuidae.